Molecule: messenger RNA, 751 nt
Organism: Nanorana parkeri
Lineage: Eukaryota; Metazoa; Chordata; Amphibia; Anura; Dicroglossidae
Gene: PRDX2
Product: peroxiredoxin 2
Exons: 5
Coding region: 11-607 (198 amino acids)
Biological process (GO): removal of superoxide radicals; hydrogen peroxide catabolic process; cellular response to stress
Cellular component (GO): cytosol
Molecular function (GO): thioredoxin peroxidase activity
Source: RefSeq, a predicted model, not a curated record
AGGUGGAAUCAUGUCUGCAGGAAACGCUCGCAUCGGGAAGCCGGCCCCAGAGUUUGAGGCGACUGCAGUGGUCAAUGGAGAAUUUAAACAAGUCAAGCUGUCAGACUACAGAGGUAAAUAUGUUGUGCUGUUCUUCUACCCCCUGGACUUCACCUUCGUCUGUCCCACGGAGAUCAUCGCUUUCAGUGAACAUGCAGAGGAUUUCCGCAAGAUUGGCUGUGAGGUCCUCGGGGCUUCUGUAGACUCCCACUUCAGCCACCUCGCAUGGACCAAUGUUCCUCGCAAGGAUGGUGGUCUGGGAUCCAUGAACAUUCCUCUAUUGUCUGAUCUAAAGCAAUCCAUUUCCAGGGACUAUGGAGUUUUGAAGGAGGAAGAUGGUGUUUCAUUCAGGGGUUUGUUCAUCAUUGACGACAAAGGAAUCCUCCGCCAAAUUACCAUCAAUGACCUCCCUGUGGGCCGCUCUGUAGAUGAAGUCCUCCGCCUGGUGCAGGCCUUCCAGUUUACUGACAAGCAUGGAGAGGUUUGCCCUGCAGGAUGGAGGCCUGGAAGCAGCACCAUCAAGCCCAAUGUGAAGGAGAGUAAAGAGUACUUCUCUGCAAACAACUGAGCUGACUUCCCUCCCUAAGAUAUGACCGUCUGACAGGAGGACCCCUGAUCUGCACUGAUUUGUCUUCAUGCUGACACUCCAUCCCUCCAUAUUCUGGAGGCGAAAGCACUUAGUUCUUCCAUCGUAAAUAAAAUGUUGUUAGAA